AUGCCGUGUCUCUGGGAAAUGGCCAUCCAGGCAGUCAAGACUGGUUGCCAGUGGCAUUACAUCUUCGUCUCCGGUAGCAAAUGGCGCCUCUCCGUGACAGGCGGCUCAGAAUUUCCUAAACAUUGUACCAGACGUAAACACAUUCUCGUUUUGCGGAAAAUAGUGAAAACUGAACUUGGACCCUACACAGCCCCACCAGCCAUACACAGCCACACCACCACCACACAGUUACACCAGCACCGCAUAGGUCCACCAGCCCCACAGCCCCACCAGCAGCACACACCCCUACAGCACCACACAGCUCCACCAGCCCCACACACCACUACCAGCACCACACAGCCCCACCAACCCCACACACCACUACCAGCCCCACCAGCACCACACGGCCCCAUCAAACCCACACAGCCCCACCAGCACCACACGGCCCCACCAAAACCACACAGCCCCACCAGCACCACACAGCCCACCCGCCCCACACAGCCUUACCAACACCACACAGCUCCACCAGCCCCACACAGCCUUACCAGCACCACACAGCCUACCAGCCCCAUACAGCCUUACCAGCACCACACAGCUCCACCAGCCCCACACAGCCCCACCAGCCCCAUACACCACUACCAGCACCACACAGCCCCACAAGCACCACGCAGCCACACCAGUUCCACACUGUUCCAUCAGCCCCACACAGCCCCACCAGCAUCACACAGACCCACCAGCAUCACACAGCCCUACCAGCACCACACAGCUCCACCAACCAUACACAGCCCCACCAGCACCACGCAGCCCCAACAGCACCACACAGCACUUCCAGCCCCACACAGUUCCGCCAGAACCUACACAACCCCACUAGCCUCAGAAAGCCAUGCAGAGCCCACUAGCCCCACACAGCCCCACAAACCCCACCAGUACCACAUAGCCCCACACAGCCCCAUCAGCCCCACCAGCACCACCAGCCUCCGUACACCACCGCUCUUACUCAUGGCCUUGUUAGCCGCUAGACUGAGACAAAUGGUGUGUUGUCCCGCCGGGUUGUCCCUCCAUUAA
This is a messenger RNA of Portunus trituberculatus (swimming crab), 1044 nucleotides long. Its product is annotated as extensin-3-like. The record is from RefSeq and is a predicted model, not a curated record. The transcript has 3 exons. NCBI's taxonomy places the organism in Eukaryota, Metazoa, Arthropoda, Malacostraca, Decapoda, Portunidae. The coding region runs from base 1 to 1044 and encodes 347 amino acids.